Heterocephalus glaber (naked mole-rat) is the source of this 2841-nucleotide messenger RNA. The record is from RefSeq and is a predicted model, not a curated record. Lineage: Eukaryota; Metazoa; Chordata; Mammalia; Rodentia; Bathyergidae.
CGCCCGGCCGGGUGACGGGAUGGGGCGGGGCGGUGCCGCCCGUGAGUCCCUCUUCCCGUGCGGCCGCUCCGUCAGCCACUGGGCGGGUAGGCGGAGGAUGGAAUUGGGCUAAUCGGCCAUUUCCCUGUCUGACCAGCAGCCUGGUGGCCGGAACGACGAUGGAGCGGGAGCCGGCGGGCUGUGCGGAAGGAGCGGACGCCGUGUUGGCGUCAGGUGGUGCGGCAACCGCGGCGUUCGGGGACUCGGCGCCGCAGGUGAGUAAUGAAAGAGACUUUGAAAAUGUAGAACUAGGAGUCAUAGGAAAAAAGAAGAAAGUCCCAAGGAGGGUCAUCCACUUUGUUAGUGGCGAAACAAUGGAAGAAUACAGCACAGAUGAAGAUGAGGUUGAGGGCCUAGAAAAGAAAGAUGUUUUGCCUACUAUUGAUCCGACAAAACUUACCUGGGGUCCCUACUUGUGGUUUUACAUGCUUCGGGCUGCCACGUCAACCCUUUCAGUGUGUGACUUUCUUGGAGAGAAGAUUGCAUCUGUUUUGGGCAUCAGCACCCCAAAAUACCAGUAUGCCAUUGAUGAGUAUUACCGGAUGAAGAAGGAGGAAGAAGAAGAAGAAGAAGAAAACAGGAUGUCUGAAGAAGCAGAAAGACAAUUCCAUCAGAGUAAGACACAGGCUAAUUGCACUGUUCAGACAGAUCAACCAGAAACAGUGGUAUCCACUUCGUUUGUGAAUCUUAAUUUUGAAAUGGAGGAAGACUGUGAAGUACUUACAGAAGGCAAACAAAGUCCAGGCUCUGUUCCACCAUAGAAUGAAAUGACUAUCAGACUUCGAAUGCUAAAUUUUUUUUGUACCAGGAACUUUCACAUUCUCUAUUCAGUGGAACUUAAAACAAUUAUUUAUAUUUUAAAUUAUUAACUUAUCUGGAAAGGAAAAGUUUCUUCAUUGUUAGGCUUAGUAAAAGUUGGGUCUGAAGUUUGGAUAUUUCUACUCUGCUUUCACUGUGUAUUGAAUUAGUGCUUUAGCUUUUCUUUUUUGGGGGUUAGUGCUGGGGAUCAAACCCAGGGCAUGUAAGCAGGCACUUUACCCCUGAGCUACACCCUCAGGCCAAUGUUUUGAUUUUAAAAUGAUCCUUACAAAAUUAAGGCCUUAAUAAAUUAAGAAGAGUUGUAUUAGCAAGCUCAUCUGUUAUCUGUGCAUCUGUAAAGAGAAAAAAGUAAACUGUUGAUUCAAGCUAACUGGAGCCAGUAAUCCUGUAAUUUCAGAUUAAAAUGAAAGAUUCCCCUCUUACAUUUUCUCAUGUCAUGCCUUACAUUUUAAGCUUUACAUUUAAUAUAUGUUAAUUUCCACUAAGGAUGGUUCACUGAAUGUGUAAUAAAAUGAGCAUGAUGGAAGCGCUUUUUGAGUUCAUUGAGAAUAGCUAUUUUAUGGAGAAGUGUUUAUUACACCAAUAUUAAUAUGGGUUUCCAUUUUUUAAUGCAAGUCAUUUAAUCUUGUAUUCUUUUUCAGUAGUUAUUAAAAUUAAUAAGCUUUGAUCAUAAAGUUAACACUAGUUGUGGAGUAAAUUAAUGUAACAUCUGAUUCUGUCUGAUUCUAGGCAUCUUGCUUCUAUCAUUCAUUCAGCCCUUAAAGACUCCUAGAGCUGGGGGUGAGGAGCUGGGAGACAGAUAUAGAUUUAACUAUCAAGAGCUAUUAAAUAUUGUACAAGGAAUAAUAGUAACAAUAAAAUUAAUUACUUGUCUUUCACCAUUUUGAAGUGGCAACGGUAAGAAGGGCAGUUUACUUAAACCAGGCUGGCCAUUUCUCUACCUACUUGGUUAUUUGUAAACUUUACAAAUUUAGGCCCGAGAUUUAGCUCAGUGGUUCUGCCACCUGCUCCGCAGGCGCAAGGACCCAAGUUUGAUCUCCGGUACCAAAAAACAACAACAAAUUUAUAUACUAAGAAGCUAAUUUGAAAAUAUCCCUAAAUAUGUGUACAGAACCUUGAGAUGUUUACAAAUGUGGAUAAAAAGAAUGUGUUGGAAUACUGUAGAAAUGCUGAUCUUAAAAGCUUUUUCAUAGAACUGGGGAUAUAGCUCAGUGGUGGAGCACUUAUCUGGCAUGUGCAUGGCCCUAGGUUCAACACCAGUACUAAAAACACCCAAACCAAAACAACACUGUAAGAGCUUUUAGAAACUGUUAUGUUAACAGCUUUCUAAACAACAUUUAAGCUUUCAGUCAUAAACUUAUGUAAAAUACAGCUUAAAAGAAACUUAAAAUACAUACAGUGGGCCUAUUGUGGAAGUCAAUAAACAUGAAUUAAAUUUUUAAUUGAAGCUCAAGUUUUUCAACUGAUAGUUGAAAGAUGAAAUUGAGAGCUGAAGUUCUUUGAAGUUCUUUAACAAAUUUGAAGAAUUUAGGAAAGAUAAACUCUUCUUAGGAGUCUUUAGUUAUGUGGAUUCAUGCUAUGGUGGUUCAUAGUAUGUGGUCAUCUUUUUAUUCAUGGGUAUAAACUAUGUAACUUAGUGAUUAACAAUCUUGAGAUAAUGUAGUUAAUGUCACCAUAAAUUAUACUUUACUAACAGCUCUAAAGCAUGCUAGUCCAACUUCUUCCCAUUUGUUUUUAACUUUGAGAUAGCAUCUUUAGCUCAGCUAUUUAGUUAUUAAUGAGUGAUUCUACUACCUAAGAGUUUACCUAGAAACCUUUCUGAUUGUAGAAGAUAGUGACUUAUGAAGGUUUUAUGUUUUUUGAAUUUUAUUUGCACCACUUGUCCAAUAGUGGCCAGUUUGUAAUGUUUAAAUAGUUAUUCGUUGUGCCUUAAAUUUUUAUACUUUUUUGUUUAUACAAGCUAUAAAAUUUCUCAUAAAUGCA